Molecule: messenger RNA, 1851 nt
Organism: Salvia hispanica
Lineage: Eukaryota; Viridiplantae; Streptophyta; Magnoliopsida; Lamiales; Lamiaceae
Product: laccase-14-like
Biological process (GO): lignin catabolic process
Cellular component (GO): apoplast
Molecular function (GO): hydroquinone:oxygen oxidoreductase activity; copper ion binding
Source: RefSeq, a predicted model, not a curated record
UUUUAAAAAUCAAAUAUAUUUAGUUUCUGAGUGAUAAAAUAUCUUCGAGCAUGAAGUGCCUCACCUUGUAUUUUUCAUUGCUUAUUCUCUUAUGUGGCUUUGUAGCAGUGCAUGGAAAAAUCCAAAGACAGAAAUUUGUGUUGCAAGAUGUUUCAUACACGAGAUUGUGCAGCAGUAAGUCCAUUUUGACCGUAAAUGGAAAAUUCCCUGGGCCCACAUUGUAUGGGAGGGUUGGAGACACAAUAAUUGUUGAUGUUAUCAAUAGAGCUAGUGAGAAUGUAACUAUACACUGGCAUGGGGUAAAGCAGCCGAGAAAUCCAUGGACGGAUGGACCCGUUUACAUAACUCAGUGUCCGAUUCGACCUGGGACUAAUUUUACCCAAAGGAUCAUCUUAUCUGACGAGAUUGGGACUUUAUGGUGGCACGCUCACAUUGAAUGGUCUCGCGCCACUGUUUAUGGUGCACUAAUUGUUUUACCCAAAGAGGGAGAUGCAUAUCCCUUCCCUAAGCCAAGUGCUGAAAUUCCCAUCAUAUUAGGAGAAUGGUGGAAGAGUGAUAUAAGACAAGUUCUAAGUGAGGCCCUUCAAACUGGAUCAGACCCUAAUGCUUCUGAUGCUUUCCUUUUUAAUGGUCAACCUGGUGAUCAAUAUCCUUGUUCCACAUCAGAUACAUUCAAAGUGACAGUAGAAUAUGGCAAAACAUACCUACUUCGAAUGAUCAACAAUGUGAUGAACAACAUCAUGUUCUUCAAAAUCGCCAACCACAACCUCACUGUAGUCGGCUCAGACGCCGCCUACACGAAACCCUUCACAACCGACUACGUGGCAAUAUCCCCGGGCCAAACCAUCGACAUCUUGCUCGAAGCCAACCAACAACCUAGCCACUACUACAUGGCCUCUAGGCCCCACAACAUCGCCGGAAACUUCGCCAACACUACCACAACCGCCAUUCUCGUCUACACCGGAAACUACACCGCACCCUCCUCUCCUCUCCUCCCUACCCUCCCCAACAUCGACGAUGCCAUCUCCGCCAACACCUUCACAGCAAGCCUCCGAAGCUUAGCAACAACGGAUCACCCCAUCGACGUCCCUCAAAAGGCGGACACAGAGCUCAUGUUCACUCUCUCAGUGAACAUAUUUGAAUGUGGCCUAAACGAGUCGUGCAACGGAGCGUUGCAAGGCCGGUUUAGAGCCAGCAUCAACAAUGUAACGUUCGUGCAGCCAAAAAUCGACGUUCUUGAAGCCUACUACAAGCGGGUUAUGGGAGUGUACGAGGAGGAUUUCCCGGGAAAUCCUCCUUUCCAGUUUAACUACACGAUGGAGUUCGUACCGCGGCUGCUGUGGGUACCUCAAAAUGGGACGCGAGUGAGGGUGGUGGAGUAUAAUAGCUCGGUCGAGCUGGUUUUUCAAGGAACAAAUAUUCUUGGUGGGACAUACCACCCAAUGCAUCUCCAUGGAUACAGCUUCUACGUGGUUGGAAGAGGUAACGGAAAUUUUGAUCGGGCGACAGACCCUUCCGGGUAUAAUCUAGUCGACCCGCCUCUGCAGAACACCAUUGCUAUUCCUCGAAACGGGUGGACGGCCAUCAGGUUCAAGGCAAACAAUCCAGGAGUUUGGCUUCUGCAUUGCCAUUUGGAGCGGCAUGUGAGCUGGGGUAUGGAGAUGGCGUUCAUCGUUAAGGAGGGGACGAGCCGAGACGCGAAGAUGCUCCCUCGACCUGCAGAUAUGCCCAAAUGCUAAAGCUGAGGCAUACAUGUCAAACAAAAACACUGCAAGAUGUUAUGUUUCUUCAUUUGUAUGUAUAAGGCUUGAUAUCAGUUAGGAAACUGAAUAAAUAAAUACAGUUCUUGAA